UAUUCCAAAGAAAACUUGACGUAAACAAACCAAAAAUAUACAAAAAAAUUUGUUGUUCAUAAUCACUUCGCUCCCCACUUUUGGCUAAGAUAUUUUCGCAACGAAAAAGGAGAAGAAAUACCUAAAUUCCUGGUGAUUGAGAAAAAUUUCCUGUGCAACACUUUAGGAUUAAGUUGGAAAUUCAAUAGCUACCUGCCAUGCAAUUCUUCAAAAAUGCCCGACGAAAAAUUUUCAAUGCCUCUACCCUAAAAACCGAAAUCCCCCAUAACCCCCACCCCUCUGGGGGUGGCCAAAAAUCCAUAAAUGAUGUACAAACUGUGAUAAUUGGAGCUGGAUUGGCUGGCCUGUCGGCAGCUUCGCAUCUCAUCAAAAAUGGCUUCAAACGCACCAUCAUACUCGAGGCAACCGAUCGUUAUGGUGGCCGCAUAAAUUCCAAGCACUUCGGUGAUGCUUUCUGUGAGCUGGGAGCCAAGUGGAUAAGUAUUGAUGCAUCCCACAACACAGUCUAUGAGUUGUUACAGCAACGCUCUGGCCUGCCCAAGAAAAUACAACAAAAAGAGGAGACGCUGUAUGUGAAUACCAAGGGGGCGAAAAUCAACAAACAACUACCCGAACUGGUGGACAUAUUCUUUAAGAAGCUCUGUGCCGGGGUGGAGUUGAAAAAUCGCUAUGCCAAGGGAAAUCUCCAUGAGCUGGACAAUGUCUAUAGUUACUUUCAGGCGGAAAGUGCCAAGAUCAUCAAUGCCAUGUUCAAGGAAAAGGAACGUCUGCUUGUGGCAGAUAUUUUCAAUGCCCUGAUGAAGGACUUUGGCGGCAAAUUGGGUUGUAAUUUGGAGUAUUUGAAUAUUGAACAGUUGAUUAAAUUUAAAAAUCAGUUUGCCUAUCCGAUUUACAUACCGACCGGGAUGAACAGUAUUCUCGAUGAUGUGAUAAUCAAUAUUGAUAGUGAUAAUUUACUAAUUGGCCGUCCGGUGGGAGAAAUCAAAUGGUUGAGUAAUGGCUCGAUGAGCAGGGAUACCAAAAAGAGUGUAAAUUGCCUGGAUGGUUCGGUGAUAAAUGCCGAUCACAUAAUUUGCACUGUACCCCUGGGGGUAUUGAAAACAUUUGCCGGUCUAAUGUUUAAACCCCCGCUGCCAGCUGAGAAGCUAAAUGCCAUAAGGAAUCUGGGUUUUGGUAGUCCUGUGAAAAUCUAUUUUGAAUACAAAAACCCCUUGCCCGAAUGGUUUUCGACCAACUUACGACCCUUAUGGUCGUCGGAGGAACAUUUGCAGGAUCGCCAUUGGACGAAACAGGUGGUUGAGAUCUCAAAGGCACCCAGUAGCAAUCAUGUUCUGGAAAUCACCAUUGGUGGGGCAUACUAUGAUGAAAUUGAAAAAUUACCCGACACUGAGGUAAUUGAUGAAAUAACCAAAUUACUGAGGCUGUGUUUAAAAAAUCCAAAGAUACCCUUUCCUGCUGAAGUGCUGCGUUCCAAAUGGAGCAGUAGUGCCUGUUAUCUGGGUGGACGUCCGUACUUUUCAACGAACAGUAGUGCCCAGGACAUACAAACGCUUUCGAAACCCUUGGGCAUAACGCCAAGUUUACUCUUUGCCGGCGAUGCCACAAUUUUGAAUGGUUUCGGUACAGUGGAUGGGGCCCGAAUGAGUGGCAUACGAGAGGCUCAACGCAUUAUUGAUUACUAUAAGAAAUAGUAUGGGUUGUAUUACGAAUGAAAAUGAGAAAUUUUUAAAAUUAUGUAGAUACGAAAUUAAUUUUACGAUUGACGAUAAUUUAUUGAUAAUAAUUAAGAAUUAAAUAAAACAAAAUGGCUAUGAUAUUGAAAAGA
Molecule: messenger RNA, 1825 nt
Organism: Musca domestica (house fly)
Lineage: Eukaryota; Metazoa; Arthropoda; Insecta; Diptera; Muscidae
Product: protein anon-37Cs
Exons: 2
Coding region: 198-1691 (497 amino acids)
Molecular function (GO): polyamine oxidase activity
Source: RefSeq, a predicted model, not a curated record